Molecule: messenger RNA, 911 nt
Organism: Capsicum annuum
Lineage: Eukaryota; Viridiplantae; Streptophyta; Magnoliopsida; Solanales; Solanaceae
Product: pathogenesis-related protein 1B-like
Exons: 1
Coding region: 201-689 (162 amino acids)
Cellular component (GO): extracellular region
Source: RefSeq, a predicted model, not a curated record
UGACAAUAUUUUUAUCCAAAUGCCAACAUUCACGGGUUAACGGCUAACCAUAAACAACUUGUUUUUCUGCCAAAAUUUUCUCCUCUUUUUGUCAAGAUAUAUACCUAUAAAUACCAAAGCCAUCUCACUUCUCCAAAUUACAAACACAAUCACCAUCUCUAUUUCCUUCAAAUUUGUCUAUAAAAGCAAAUCAAAAGGAAAUGGAGAUCUCAAAGCUUUCAACCUUCGUUGUGUUCAUGGUUUUAGCCAUGGCUCAUUCUUCAUUGGCCCAAAAUUUGCCUCAGGAUAUCAUUUUAGCCCACAACAACGCCCGUGCACAAGUUGGUGUCCCUCUCCCACCACUAACAUGGAAUGACACACUUGUUACCUUUGCCAAUCAAUAUGUAUCCUCUUUAAUAGGUGAAUGUGCAUUGGUGGAUUCAAAUUCAACCUAUGGUGAAAAUCUUGCCAUGGGCACCGACAACUUUUCGGGCGUUGAGGCCGUAAAAUUGUGGGUAGAAGAGAAAGCAAACUACGACUAUGCAUCUAAUUCUUGCAAAGAGAAUACAUGUGGACAUUAUACUCAGGUUGUCUGGAAAAACACCCUUCAAGUUGGAUGUGCAAGAUUGAAAUGCGCAAAUGGCUUUUGGUGGAUUGUGUCAUGCAACUAUUAUCCCCGUGGAAAUUUCGCUGGCCAGAAACCUUAUUAAUUAAUUGAUUAAUUGAGUGCAUGUUUUUAAUACUUUUGUAUUUUAAUUACUUCCAUCCCAUCUAGGUCAAGUAUAUGUGUAAGGUUCCAAAUUUCGUCAUGUAACAGGCUGGGAAGUUGUCCAAGCUAGCCCUUGACAAAAUAGAAUUCAAUUAAUGACUAAUUUUGGAGGAAGUAUAUUUGAGUAUAUUCUUAAUGAUCAUGAGCUUACAUUUUACUUCAA